Messenger RNA from Ipomoea nil (Japanese morning glory), 1083 nucleotides. Its product is annotated as glutathione S-transferase U19-like. NCBI's taxonomy places the organism in Eukaryota, Viridiplantae, Streptophyta, Magnoliopsida, Solanales, Convolvulaceae. Bases 98 to 772 code for a protein of 224 amino acids. The transcript is spliced from 2 exons. Gene Ontology annotation, molecular function: glutathione transferase activity. The record is from RefSeq and is a predicted model, not a curated record. Gene Ontology annotation, biological process: glutathione metabolic process. Gene Ontology annotation, cellular component: cytoplasm.
AUCUCUAUAUUUCUGAUCUUAUCUUAGCUUAAUUAUAUAUAUUACUCGAUCUGAUAUCUCCUCUAAAUCACUGAAUUGAAACACGUACAAAACAAAGAUGGGUAGUGAUGAUGAUGAUGAGGUUGUUGUAUUGAGUUCUUACGUGAAUGUGUUUACAAUGAGGCCAAGAAUGGCACUUUCUCUCAAAGGGGUUCACUAUGAAUUCAAAGAGGAAGACAUGGAGAACCAAAGCUCACUACUCCUGCAGGAAAUGAACCCGGUUCACAAGAAGAUCCCUGUUCUCAUCCACAAUGGAAAACCCAUCUGCGAAUCCCUCAUUAUUCUUGAGUACAUUGAUGAGGUCUGGAACCACAAGUCUCCAUUAUUGUUGCCUUCAGAUCCUUACAAGAGAGCUCAAGCUAGGUUCUGGGCUGAUUUCAUUGACAAAAAGAUCUAUGAGUGUUUGAAAGCAUGGGUGUUUAAAACAAGAGAUGAAAAGGCCAUUAAAGAAGAGCAGGUAGAUAACCUAAAGGUGUUGGAGAGGGAGCUAGGGGAAAAGCUGUAUUUUGGAGGGGAAAGCAUUGGGUUCUUGGAUUUGGUUUUGGUUACAUACUAUACAUGGUUUCUUGCUUUUGAGAAAGAAGUGAAUUUGAGCAUUGAAGCAGAAUGCCCAAAGUUGAUUGAAUGGGUUAAAAGGUGCCUGCAAAAUGAGAGUAUCUCCAGCUCCCUUGUAGACCCUUUGAAGCUCUAUGACUUUGUUCUGCAUAAGAGGAAAAUCGCUGGCGUACGUUGAUUAUAUUAAUUAGGAAUGGAAAUCAUAGAUAGCUGCAAUAUAAUAUAAUUAAUGUUGUUUUAAUUUUGCAAUAUAAUAUCCAUGACUAGUGUAUACAUACAUUAAUUAAGUUUAGAAUUAUUAAGAAUUUGAGUUUGGUUGAAUUUGUGGGACAUGCAUCCUCAGUCGUCUAUGUGGAACAUAACUAAAAUUAUUGCUAAAGGUUGGUAAUAUGUCACCAAUGUCAGAUCAGAUAGAGACUGGAGUGCCGGCAACAAGAUAUAUAUAGAUAUAUAUUAUAAUAAAUUGAGUGGACCUAAAUGUUGAAGAAA